Hevea brasiliensis (rubber tree) is the source of this 1744-nucleotide messenger RNA. RefSeq names its product elongator complex protein 4. Lineage: Eukaryota; Viridiplantae; Streptophyta; Magnoliopsida; Malpighiales; Euphorbiaceae. Bases 238 to 1413 code for a protein of 391 amino acids. Gene Ontology annotation, cellular component: cytoplasm; transcription elongation factor complex; elongator holoenzyme complex. The transcript has 9 exons. Gene Ontology annotation, biological process: tRNA wobble uridine modification. The record is from RefSeq and is a predicted model, not a curated record.
CGACUGGGCAAAAACGGGCUGCCGUUUUCGCUGAAAGACCCUUCAGCAGAAUUUGAAGAAAGCGCAGAGAAACCUCUGUCGCGGAGCAAUCCCUUUGGCGCUAGAAGGGGACUAGAUAGGCUUAUUUCUAUUGCAUACCAGCUAUUCGAUGAAAAGCGUAUGUGAAUUGGUGCUACUUUCUUUAUUGAAAUUUUUUCUUGGAUAUACUUGAGAAUUGUAAUCGAUUUCAUAUUGAUUAUGUUACCAACUGGGAAUUGCACUUUCAGAGCUACUGGUAUUGUGAAACCUAGUGAGAGAGAGAGAGUUUCACUUGUUGAUGCACUAAUGUCUGCGACUAAGGGCCGGACCAGUAGCUUCACUCGCAACGUAUUAAGUGCAUCUUCUUCUCAGACCCCCGGAAUCAAAUGUGGACCCAAUGGCACAUUCUUUGUUUCUUCUGGGAUAUCUGAUCUUGACAAGAUACUUGGUGGUGGGAUUCCUUUGGGAAGUCUAGUUAUGGUGAUGGAGGAUGCAGAAGCACCUCAUCACAUGCUUCUGUUGAGGAAUUUUAUGUCUCAAGGACUUGUUCAGGACCAACCCCUUCUUUAUGCUAGUCCAUCCAAAGACCCGAGAGGAUUUUUGGGUACAUUGCCUUGCCCCUCAUCAAAAGAUGACAAAUUGCGAAAUCAUGAUCCACAACAGGAGAAGGGAUUAAGAAUAGCUUGGCAGUAUAAGAAGUAUUUUGGCGAAAAUCAGCAGAGUUUUGAUGGACACAGAGGUAGUAAGCAAGAGUUCUGUAAUGACUUUGACUUGCGGAAGCCAUUGGAGAGGCAUUUUUUUAGUGGACAACGUGUGGAUUGUGUUAGUGUCAAAGAUUCUCCAAAUCUUGUUGCUUUGCAGGACCGUUGCACCACAUUUUUAGCUCAAUUUCCUAGAAACGAUGGCAGUAUUUCUUCGGUUGGUCGUAUUGCAAUUCAGUCAUUAUGUGCUCCACAGUGUACACAUUCCAACAUGGAAUGGGAUGUGCUUUCCUUUAUUAGUUAUCUGAAAAGCAUGCUGUGGUCUGCAAAUGCAGUUGCUGUUGUUACCUUUCCACCUUCUCUUCUUUCAGAAUCCUUCUGUAAAAGAUGGCAGCACAUGGCAGACAUUUUACUUUCCGUGAGAGCAAUCCCAGAUGAUGAUAAGGAAUUGGCAAAACUCCUUACUGGUUACCAAGACAUGGUCGGCUUCCUUAAUGUACACAAAGUAGCGCGAACCAAUACUCAGGUUCCUUUGAUUCUUGAGGCAACAACAUUCUCAAUAAAAUUGCAAAAGCGAAGGUUUUUGGUUUUAGAAUGUCUAAAUCAAGCUCCUAUUGAUGGUUCAAGUGGGGCGUCGUAUGGAACAUCUGGUAGUUGUUCUGGGUCCUCCAAAACUGGCACCCUCGAAUUUUAAUAACGUGGCCAUAUCACUGGCAAGUGAUCCACCUCAUAGAAGUCACACAUUGAAAGCUGGCCAUGAAUGGAAGAGAAUUCUUGAAUUCAAACUAGCCUUCAACACCAAAAAGGGGAUUAGUCCUACUGCCUGUUCAUAUACCUUGAAUUUCUUAAGAUCAAUUGGCCCAUAUAUAUAUUUAUAUGGAAAGCAUGAUGCAUGAAUUUUCAUUAUAGCUUGUGUUUAAACUAACUGCAAGGAUUAUUGAGAUAUAUAGGAUUUGUGUAACUUGAGUUGUAGUCUUCUCUGUAAUGUUAUAUUUUGGUCCAUCCCCAGAUCUUGUUUUGCUCAA